Molecule: messenger RNA, 2067 nt
Organism: Belonocnema kinseyi
Lineage: Eukaryota; Metazoa; Arthropoda; Insecta; Hymenoptera; Cynipidae
Exons: 3
Coding region: 273-908 (211 amino acids)
Source: RefSeq, a predicted model, not a curated record
AAAGAAAUUCAUUCGCAACAGAACAUGAUCUGUUUCCGAAGACAGUCAAAAAGCCUCAAGUUCAGAGAAGGAAACAAUGCGCGGAAGAGGGGAACUAAACAAAUUAUGAUAAAUUUAGUGCAGCAACGCUGGAGAAUCAUGCAUACAACCAAGUUGCCGGUAGAACCGGUAGAACGGGUAUUUGAAAAUACCCGUUUAAACAAUUAUACUUGUUUAGAUGAUUGAGCCUUCACCUCCCUCUAAUUGAAAACUGGACAAAAGAAGUCGGUGCAAUGAAUGAUAACGCUAGAGCCGGUAGUGCUCCAUUUACAGCUGUUGUUGUUGAGGCCACUAGACGACGUGUUCGUGCUUCUGAUUAUCCGGCAAUCCAUCCAGAUAUCGGUGCUUGGGCUAAUCACAGUCAUAGUCAUCCUACAAGAAUUUUAAGUCCUGUUCCUAAUAAUCCCAAUCUGCCAGCACAACAAAUACGGAUACAAAAAGUGAUAGAUGGAAAUGUUCCAAGAUGGCAUUUGCUUCAAGGAGAACUCGUUCAUGAUUACGAAAUUAUGUCUUGCCAUGGUCCACAUGGAUACGCUAUGGUUGAACUCACUGGUAGGGAACGCUUCUAUGCAUGCCUCAAACCCUAUUUGUAUCAUAACGAGACUAAAAGCAGGGAACAUACCAGUGGCCCUAGAGUUUACCUCGCUUAUGUAUUACUAUAUGGUAAGCCCAGAUUGGAAGCCGAUCUUGCGCCUCGCAAUCAAAGGUCAGCGCUCGAUCGGCGCGGUUUUCUAUUUCACGGCCAAGCAGUUCGUGAUCAUUUAAAUAUAACGCAAUCUCUAGGGCGCGUUCGUUAUGUACUGCCGAAUAAUAGUGAAGUUGAAGGAGACUUAUAUGAAUAUCCUGGUGCACCUAUAUUUAGAACUUAACAAUCUCCAUGUUAAGUGCUAUCGAAAAAGAAGGUUUUUUCUUGUUAGCCUCGUAAGAAUUCAUGCAAUUUAAGAAGGAAAGAUAAGCAUUAAUGAGGAAACCAGCAUAACCAGGAAAGAUAAGCAUUCGUUUGUCCAAGAGCAAUAUUGCCAAUCAAGAUAAGCGUUAGCUUAACCAUUCUGUGAUAGCAUAGAUCCCUCUCUAUAUUGGCGUGGUUUUCUGGAAACGAAGGUCGUAGGCCACGUCCUCUGAUAACAUUCCGUCUUGCAAGUUGAUUCCUAAAAGCGCAUGCGUCGCUUAAGACCUCCGUUGUGAGAAACCCAUUUAGAAAUCGUAAGGGUUUUUGGCAAAUAUGGUAUGGUCAAGUGAAAAUUUUUUCGAAAGGUGAUGCUGCUUUCAAAAUAUAGAUUCGAGCUGUGUGCUCCACAGCCGGUUUUCAAUCGAACAAAAAUAUUAACGGAGAAAACCUAAGAUUGGCAGUUGUUGAAUUUUGAUCUACGCGUAUUUAAAAAGAUACCCAUUCUGUCUAAAGUUUGUGUUAUAAUGUUAAAUUAUUUUUCUUAUUUUACGUUGUUAAAUUUGUACUUGAAAAAAAUGGAAUCAUAGGCAGCACCACGUUCUCGUCUUUGGUUCUGGGGUAAGAGCUAAGAGCGGUACAAACUUUAUUCGAAUAUGUACAUGCACCCACAAUUAAAAAUAUAAAUCUGAUGAUUCUUAGAUGAUAAAAAAACAUUUUUUUUUUAAUCUUGUUUUUAAGAUAUAUGGAGAAAGAGAGCAGCAAGGAUUUUAAUUUUAACGGGAUAAUAUUGUCUGAGCGAUACUAAAUCAAAUCGCAUAGACAAUUUGCGUUGACAUUUUUUUAAAACUAUUUUCGCUUUAAAACCGGCUGUGGAGAACCAUGACCCGCUUUAUGAAUCAGCAUUAAAAAUGCCUGCUGCGCUAAAAUUUUAUGAGUUAAAGCAAAUAUCUAAAAAAUUUCGAGCUAAUUUUGCUCUUAUAAGUUUCAUACUUCAAUAGUAAUAGCUCAAUAAUGUGAAACUUCAGUCAUUUAUAUUGCUCAAUAAUUAUUUAUUCAAGGGUGUAAGCUGGAAUCUACAUUAGAGAUAAAAUAACACAUAACAAUAAAUAUUUUACAAUAUAAAUUAUCAAUGGAUAAAA